Solea senegalensis (Senegalese sole) is the source of this 3117-nucleotide messenger RNA. It is a transcript of the gene mthfr, whose product is annotated as methylenetetrahydrofolate reductase (NAD(P)H). The record is from RefSeq and is a predicted model, not a curated record. Gene Ontology annotation, cellular component: cytosol. The transcript has 12 exons. Gene Ontology annotation, biological process: tetrahydrofolate interconversion. Gene Ontology annotation, molecular function: FAD binding; methylenetetrahydrofolate reductase [NAD(P)H] activity. Bases 151 to 2124 code for a protein of 657 amino acids. Lineage: Eukaryota; Metazoa; Chordata; Actinopteri; Pleuronectiformes; Soleidae.
GUGGAAGCAUUACAUUUUCCUGCAUAUCAUGAACGCAACAUCAUUUCACUACAUCGCAUCGGUGUACGCCUCCUGUUCCCACGCUGAGUAAAUUAGUGGAUGGAGGUCUGUGUGGGUAUAAUCUCGACCAAAGGAGUGUAAAUUGCCAUCAUGGUCAACCAGGUUCAGCAGGGAGAUGGUAGUUGGCAGCAAAGCAAGACAGACCCCAGCGGGAGCAGCAGCAGCGGUGCGAGCUCAAAGGACAGCUCCCGCUGUUCCACACCUGUGCUGGAUGCAGACCGUUCAGACAGGCUUCGGGAAAAGAUGCGAAGGAGGAUGGAGGCGGGAGACCGCUGGUUCUCGCUGGAGUUCUUUCCUCCCCGUACGGCCAGUGGAGCUGUCAACCUCAUCUCAAGAUUUGACCGAAUGGGUGCCGGUGGUCCUCUGUUCAUCGACGUCACCUGGCACCCAGCGGGGGAUCCAGGCUCGGACAAGGAAACCUCCUCCAUGAUGAUUGCGAGCACUGCAGUCAACUACUGUGGCCUAGAAAGCAUCCUCCACCUGACCUGCUGCAACCAGAGCAAAGAGAAUAUUACUGGAUACCUGGCUAAAGCAAAGCACUUGGGCCUCAAAAACAUUAUGGCACUUAGAGGAGACCCCAUGGGAGCAGACUGGGAGGAAGAGGAGGAAGGCUUCAACUAUGCUGUCGACCUUGUUAAACAUAUCCGGUCAGAGUUUGACGACUACUUUGACAUUUGUGUUGCUGGCUACCCAACAGGUCAUCCCGAGGCAGAGAGCUAUGAGAAGGAUCUCAAACACCUGAAGGAGAAGGUGGAUGCUGGAGCCGACUUUGUGAUCACCCAGCUCUUUUUCAGACCAGACACAUUUCUCAAGUUUCUGGAUGACUGCAGAGCUAUUGGAAUCACGUGUCCCAUCCUACCAGGAAUCUUCCCCAUUCAGGGUUACCAGUCGCUCCGCCAGCUUGUAAAGCUGUCAAAACUCGAGGUGCCUGAGGAGAUCACUAAAGUCAUCGAGCCCAUCAAAGACAACGAUGCAGCUAUCCGUAACUACGGAGUCCAUCAGGCUGUGGAGAUGUGCCGUGUGCUGCUGGACAGUGGCAAGGUCCCAGGCCUCCACUUCUACACACUGAAUCGAGAGGUCGCCACCAUGGAGGUCCUUCGACAGCUGGGCUUGUGGAUAGAAGACCCCAGGCGUCCUCUUCCUUGGGCUGUGAGUGCGAAUCCCAAACGGAGAGUAGAAGAUGUUCGACCCAUUUUCUGGGCCUCAAGGCCCAAGAGUUAUAUCUACAGAACUCAGGACUGGGAUGAGUUCCCCAACGGCAGAUGGGGAAACUCCUCAUCUCCAGCUUUUGGGGAGUUAAACGACUACUACCUCUUCUACCUGAAGAGCAAGUCAUCUAAAGAUGCGCUGCUGCAGAUGUGGGGUGAGGAGCUGAUGAAUGAAGAGAGUGUCUUUGAAGUCUUCACCCGCUACCUCACAGGACAACCAAACAGUAGUGGACAUAAGGUGAUGUGUUUGCCCUGGAACGAUGAGCAUCUGGCUCCAGAGACCAACCUGCUGCAGGACCAGCUGGUGAAGGUCAACAGACGAGGAGUCCUCACGAUCAACUCCCAACCCAACAUCAACGGCAAAUCCUCCACAGACCCUGUAGUCGGCUGGGGACCUCCAGGAGGCUACGUGUUCCAGAAGUCUUACCUGGAGUUCUUCACCUCCAGUGAAAACGUCACCGCUCUCAUCAAAGUACUGAAGAAGUACGAGCCCCGUGUCAACUACCACAUUGUUAAUGUGCAUGGACGUAACCUGACCAAUGCCCCCGAAAUGCAACCUAACGCUGUGACUUGGGGGAUCUUCCCUGGCAGAGAGAUCGUUCAACCCACUGUAGUGGAUCCAGUCAGCUUUAUGUAUUGGAAGGACGAAGCCUUCGCCUUGUGGAUCGAGCAGUGGGCGAAACUCUACGAAGACGAGUCUCCGUCACGGAUGAUUAUCAAGUACAUUCACGACAACUACUUCUUGGUCAAUCUGGUGGACAAUGAUUUCCCUCUGGACAGCUGUCUGUGGCAGGUCAUCGACGAUAUGUUCGAAGCGCUGGACGCACCUCCUGAGACGACAGAACAGUCAGAAUAAAAAGAAAGAAACAAUCAUUUUUAACCGCUUUUUAGGAAAAGUAACACUAUGCAUUAUCUAUGAAAGCUGCAGUUUACAAUAUAGAGUUAAAAUGUGUACUUUGCAGUGUUUUUUAGACUUACUACCUUUAAAAAAUGUUAUGUUGUCCUUCAGUUUGCAGUACUAUCCAGAAAUGAAAUGACUUCCGUUAAAUUAAUAUAAAUUCAAUUAUAUUAAUAAUAAUAAUCUUUUGGAGCAACUUCAAUUAGGGGGAGAUUUUUUUUCCCCUGCUUUCUUUAAUAUUGUGAGAUUGAAUGAGGUUUUUUUUAUAGCGUGUGUUUGUGUUUUUUCAUUGUUUCUUGAGAAAUAAUGCAGAGAUCUUAAUGUGUGUGUGUGUGUGUCAACAUCAUCAAAUAGGCAAAAUCUUGUGCUGAUCCAGAUAACGAACCAGAUUUUAGUCUAAACGAAAGGUGCACAUAAUUGCAUAUUGUGCUUGGAAGGUGUUUGACUGUGGAUAUGUCACUAAAACACAGUAAAUAUGCUAUUUUCAUAUAUGUAUCUCUGAUUUUUAUAUACAUAUGAAGACGCUACGUAAAGACAGUGUAGUGAAAAGUUGACACGGGUCAAAACACUUUUUGGGUGAACUGUAUUUUCAUGGCUGCUAACGUUUUUACAGAAACAGCAUUUUUGUGGACUGUUGAAGUUUACUGACGAAGUGUGUGUAUGUGUCAGCUUGUGUGUGUGUGUUUGUACUUUCUGCUCUCGUAGCUCCCACAUCUUUGACUCCACGCUCAAAUAUUGCUUUGUAGAUGCCCUUUCACACAGUAUUUGUUUUAUGUUUGUGUUUUCUGUGAUAAAGACUCGUGAGUCAACAACACUCAGGUAAAUCAGAUACGCAGGUUAAACCCACUUUUGUUUUACUGUUCCAGAGAACACGAUCCUUGGAUAUAAGGCAUUCACAUGUUACACUCCCAAGAAUCCACUAAAUAUAAAUAUAUCUAUACGUGUCCAAAC